Messenger RNA from Dentiscutata erythropus, 732 nucleotides. NCBI's taxonomy places the organism in Eukaryota, Fungi, Glomeromycota, Glomeromycetes, Diversisporales, Gigasporaceae. The record is from the annotation of a GenBank genome assembly.
UAUGCCAAUGGUGGUAGUCUCCGAGAUCAUUUACAGAGCAAACAAAAAGAUGGUUUUUAUAAAAUUUUAUGGAUCGAUCUUAUCCGAAUUGCGAAAGAAAUUACAUCUGGAUUAGCCCAUCUACAUGACAAAAAUAUAGUUCAUCGAGACCUGCACUCUAUGAACAUAUUAAUAAAUAAUAACGUGGCACUGAUCACUGACUUUGGAAUAUCAAAACAUUUAGAUGGUAUUACUAAUGGUGCCGCUUCAAGCAGAGCUAUACUUGCAUACGUAGAACCACAACAAUGUGCCCAAUCCGAAGAAAAAGUAGACGAAAUCAAUAAAAAAUCGGAUAUUUAUAGUCUAGGCGUACUAUUCUGGGAACUUACAAGUGGAGUCCCACCUUUUCAUAAUUUACACAGUGAAAAUAUUGCUUUCAAAAUUGCUUCAGGUGUCAGAGAAAAUAUUAUUGACAAUACACCCUUAGGUUAUGCUAAACUUAUCGAAAGCUGUUGGUCAGCUGAUCCGAAUCAACGCCCAUUUUUGAACAAAGUAUUAGAUGAACUCAAUAGAUUAUCGACAGAAACUACUGUAGAGUUUAUUAUAAAUCGCAUUAAUAGUAGUAAUAAAAAUAUUCUUGCCAAUUCUAACAUUUCAGUAGAUGAGGUCUUUUCAAAGAAUAUGCCGACAUCGACAAUUUCAGAGUUUAGCGAGCGUCGUAAUAUUGGGAAAGCCGGUAAAAAAUGUAAUUAA